UAGCAUAGUACUGCUAGCGUUUCUGAACUGGUUUUGUGAAAUGGCGAAAUUGUGACUUCAAUCAAUUUCUACUUACGUUCGAUAUUACAAUUUUAUAACUAAAUAAUGCGAUUUUGUUGUUACAAAGACUAAUUACUAUUUCAAAUUAUGUUAGUGUGGCUCUGAAAUCAUCAACUAUGACACACGAAGGAAGUUGAUGGGGAUUCUACCCUAGUGUUGGUUCUCUCUGCUUAUUAUAAAAUAAUAAAAUUUUCCACGUAGAAAUAAAAUGAAUAACAACGGAGGAGGAGCUGGAGUGGGGAUGGCUGGAGGUCCAUAUGAAACCAAAAUUGCCGGGUUGUAUGACCUCCUGGAUACCCUGGGUUCCGGGCAUUUUGCUGUGGUCAAGCUGGCUCGGCAUGUCUUCACUGGAGAAAAAGUUGCUGUGAAAGUUAUAGACAAAAGUAAAUUAGAUGAUGUUUCUACAUCACAUUUAUUUCAAGAGGUUCACUGCAUGAAAUUAGUCCAACAUCCCAACGUAGUAAGAUUAUAUGAAGUAAUAAACACACAAACCAAAUUGUACUUGAUCCUGGAGCUGGGCGACGGCGGUGACUUGUACGACUACAUCAUGAGGCACGAGUCUGGCUUGUCGGAAUCUCUGGCCCGCAAUUAUUUCCGCCAAAUAGUUCGUGCAAUCUCAUACUGCCACAGGUUACAUGUCGUGCAUCGAGACCUGAAACCUGAAAACGUAGUUUUCUUCGAAAGAUUAGGUGUAGUGAAAUUGACUGACUUUGGUUUUAGCAAUAAAUUUUGUCCUGGACAAAAACUAGAGACUUCCUGUGGUUCCUUAGCUUAUUCGGCUCCUGAGAUUCUGUUAGGGGACUCGUACGAUGCGCCCGCCGUGGACGUGUGGUCGCUCGGGGUUAUCCUUUACAUGCUCGUGUGCGGGCAAGCUCCAUUCCAAGAAGCCAAUGACAGUGAAACGCUAACGAUGAUCAUGGACUGUAAAUACACUAUACCACCGCAUAUCUCAACAGGUUGUAAAAAGCUAAUUGGACGUAUGCUAGUCCGCGAGCCAGAGAAGCGCGCCACGCUAGCGGAGAUCUCCGCCGACCCGUGGGUGACCGGCGGCGAGUCCGCCCCAUCACACGAGUGUGACACCCCCCUCGUGGCUCGCGAACAACUCUCCGAGGAGGACCGCGCGACUAUCAUGCAGAGAAUGGUCAGCGUGGCGACCAAGGAACAGAUACUGGAGGCGCUGGAGAAGAAUGAAUAUAAUCAUAUAACUGCUACGUAUUAUUUGUUGGCUGAGAGGAAGCUUAGAGCUAAAAGGCAAGAAGAAAACUUGGCCCGAAGGCCCGAGGUGCUAAGUGUGUCGCGAGGAGGGUCCCGUUCUAACAAUCUGCUGGCGCCGCCGACGCUCCCCACCGCGCCUCGCACACCACAGGAUGCUCCCCCCAGGUCACGAAAGUGCAGCAUAGUCCGCGAAGAAGAAGACGACGAGGAGAGCAGCCCCGGCGCCCGCGCGGCGGACGCGCGGCGCGGCUCGCGCUCCGAGGGCCGCCUGCGCCUCGCGCGCCCGCCCGCCGCGCUCGCCGUCACGCUCACCCGGGUGAAUCUAGAAGAUAACCCGACGGAUCCUCCCACGGUACCGGCGGAGAGCUCGGAGGCGGCGCCGGCGCCGACGGCCGAGAGCGCCGACGCGCCGCCGCGCGUGCCGCCCGCGCCGCCGCCCGCGCGCCGCCAGCGCCUCGACGUGCGCCGCCGCCGGCCCCGCGCCGGCUCCUGCUCCUCCUCCGACCUCUCCGACGACGACUCCGAGAAGAAGAAGCGCGCCGCGGAGCAGAACGACGCGCCGCCCGAGCGCGCGCGCCGCGACUCGCACGACGACUCCAGCGACAGCCAGGAGCGCGGCGCCGGCGCCGGCGGCCGCGGGGCGCGGCCCGCCGCCCGAGCGGCGCUGCAGGGCGCGCCCGGCGCCGGCGCCGACCGGGGCGGCGGCGCGGCCGGCGACGCGCGCCAGCAGGGCGGCGCCAACACCGGCCGGCGGCGCCGCGCGGCCCGCAAGGAGUCCCGGCUGCGCGAGUCGCGCUCGCUCAACCGCAUCGCGGAGGUGGAGGAGGCGGCGGCGGCGCGCUGGGCGGGCGCCGGCGGGCUGGUGGCGUUCUGCGGGCGGCCGCUGCUGCGCCUGCUGGCGGCCGCGCGGCCGCAGCCGGCGCAGCGCCGCCUGCACGGCCUGUGCUAGCGCCGCCGCCGCCGCCGGGACCCCGAGUGCCCGGCGCGGCGUGACCCCGCUCCACUGUCGAGAACUAGCCGAGCCUCCCCGGUGGACUGUUACGGCGAGCACGCUCUGAGGACGACCGACGACUCGUGCCUGAGCCGCCUCCUCGCGCUGGUGGCGCUCGACGCGGCCGCGGCGGGGGCCGGUCGGCUCGCGGAGGAUUCGUUGGAGCCGAGUUUGCGAGUUUGACGGUCGCGCGCCCUCCUGCGACGACUCGCCCUCGCCUCGGUACACGUUACGGUAACUGUUGUGUCGGUCGUAUCGCCCGCGACUCGCUCCGCGUGCCGCCAAAAGAUAGUUCUAGUUAAGAAAGUUUUAGUUUAAUCUAACGAUUGUCCGGUGCGUGCCGCGUCUUGAACAAAGCAAUAAAUUAAACUUAUUUUAAUAAUUCAAUUAUGUAUUCCCAUAGCGUUGUCGACUUAGUGAAUAAUCGAUGCGUUAUAGUUGUUAGACAUAUCGCAACGUAUCGAAAAGGUACAUUUCUGCUAGGACGAUUAUGUCGGUGCGUUAUUUGAAAAAUAAUGAUUUAUCGUCAGAAGGAUGUCUUGGCUGAAUGUGAUAUCGAAGUUGAUUAAAACGUGAUGCUGAUGAGUGUAUUACAUUUGUACUGUUCAGUCGACUCCUCGUCGCUCAGGAUAACUGUAACAUCGUUUAUUGUAUUUGCGGUAACCCGAACAUAACGAAACAUUUCUCUAUUUUAACUGAGAUGGUUCAUAGGUAAACAGGGUUACUCCAUUUCAUUUCACGGGUAGGAAUUGAACCUCAUCGUCAUCACACAUGGACAAAGUACUGACAACUCAUAUAAGAUGUGCUGAGCAUAAACAUAGACCAAUAAUCAAAGAAAUAAUUAAACUUGCUCGUAGGAUUACAGUCGUUUUUAUCGUUUAGAAUAUUUUCAACUUCCGAAAACUGUUGGUUGCUAGUUUGUUUAGUAUGAAACUGUGGCAUUUCCUACAUGUUAGUUAAAUUAGAUGUGUUUUCUGUUAGGUUGAUUGGUUUUGUAAAUUGUAUGUGUCUUAAAAUGGGAAUGUUAACUAUGAAAAAAUGUUUAAUGUAUAACAUAACUAUCUGUGUACAUAAAUAUUAAAUUGUUGUAAAUAAAUAGUCUAUUUCAUAUAUAACGUUAAAAUAAGUACAGAUUAUUUCGUUCAGUUUGGUGGAACAUGUAUCGUUUUAUUACAAAGGUCAAGUUCGACUUGGGCUCAUGGCUGGAAUCCAGACUGUUGGUCCAAAAAAGGUCUCUUGAGUCACAAAAAUGAAACGUUCAUAUUGUAAUUAACUUUUUCUAUUUUGAUGUGCUUGAGUACCAGCUAUCAGAGAGGUCCAGCUUUUUGAACUCCGCCAUCGAAUCCACACGGGUCACAGCUUGCGAGCCUCUAUUAACAUCGGUGCCAAUAUGUUUAGCUCGCAUUGAUGUGAUGCCUAUAUCAGGUUCCGUGAACCUUAAUUUAAACGCUAUCACGUGCAUUUCGAAACGUCUUUGUAUAGUAUCCCAGUAUGCAUAUCGGUUCACACUUCCAUUGCGAGUUGAAUAUAUCCUCUCCGGCUAUAAAGUUGUUUAUAAAAUUGUGGGUCUGAUCCAAAUUUCUAGAUGUCGCACAGCGGAAAAAAAUGUUAGGAAUGUUACUGUUCCCCUUUUCGUGGAUUAUAAUGGAUACUAAAACGAAGUUACCCUGAAUCACACAAUUUUGUGAUGCAGUUUUUCCUGUUGCGUGACUCAAAAACUUUUGAUCUGACCCUUAUAUAGUUUUGGUAAUUCGCUUUUAGGGUUCUAAUAAGAUGUCAUCAUGUGUGCUAACGGUAACUGUCGUUUCAUUUACCUAUUUUACAUACAUUAUUGUUCUACAUUUUGCGGCUUGCUAAGUUGGACUUAGUAGUAGGUAUGAAAUAUUUUACUUCUGUGUAGGCUACCUCAGGGUGCUUUGAUAACAUGAUAAUGCAAUAAAAUAACAAGACCAAAGAUUAAUAAAUUGUUUGUUAACUAACAACACUUUGUCCUGGUUGGUGCCAACGUCUAUACAAUUUACGAUUUAUUUAAAUCUUUCAUAAAUAAUGUACUUUGAGAUUGGACUUUUUAUUGGUGCUUGUUAUUUUAACUUUAUACAGGACACUUUUAAGAUGAUUUUUAAAUGUAAAAUAAACUAAAUUCUAUAUACCUAUGGAAACUGGAGUGAAGUAGUGUAUUUAAUCGAAAUAUACGUACCUAUAUCUACUACCUACUUAUAUACAUAAGAUAGUCUAGCGCCAUGAACAAAAUUACUAACAUACUCAUUAUUACAUUUAACAUUGUGGUUUGCUGUGAAGUUCUGAAUGCCUUACGAUUAUUUCAUUGUCGAUGUAAGAUUGCGUAAUUUAUUGGCUGAUUCAUCAAAUAUAGUACUUCUGUUUCUUAAUAAGCUUUUGAUUGCACUUUAUUCUCAUAACAUAAACGUCAUGGGAACGUCAGCAUAGUGUCCCUGCAUGGGGACUAGCGCAAUGGUGUCGUGGUACAUAUACUUGUGUAGUACCUAGUGGCAGUUUGGGAACGCUGAAUGCUUGAAUAGGUACAUUAUAAUUGUAUUGCUAUACUUAUCUUAUUUCUGCAGACAUUGUAAAUCUAAUAUAUUUCUAUAGACAAUCUGCUGCUUUCUGUUUUUUUUAAUGUACCUAUAUUUUUCUACAGUUAAAUAUAAAGAAGCUCAUUUUCAAUUUUGUUUUGUAAUUUAUUGCAUGAAAAAUGUAAACGUAUGAUAUUUCCUCUAUUACCGAAGCAAUUACUAAAAUAACGGGGUUUUCAGUGCAAUAAUACAGAUAUUAUCCGAGCUUUGAAUUUAUACGAGUGAAGUGGAUAGCUUAAGGCGUUUUAAACUGAUAUUCUAAUAACUGUGUACCUGGUUGCCAUCUGUAUUUGGCGUUAAUUAGGCUUUUGCAAUUGUCCACAACUUGUAGUAAAUAGGUCUUGUAUGUAUUUAUGUAUCAGUAAAUUUAUCACAAUAUGAUUAAGUUUUAUUUGUAGAAUUGUUCAUUUGAUUUCAGAUUCUAUAUUAGGUAUAUUGCAUUUCACUUAAAGGGCGAAAUCGUGUAUGUAUAACCCUCCACCCAGCUGAAUCCCUGAAUUAUUUUGGUUUCUAACAAUGAAAUACCUCUACGAAUAAUUUAAAACGUCAUAUCUUCCAUAUUACAAAUGUAGCUUUAAAUUUAAUUUAAGUAAGCCCCUAAUAUACUUACUAUACUCUUUAAGUAAGCCUCCUCGUGGAGGGAUAUAAAUGACCACCCUCUUGUAUAGUUUUCUUGCCAGAGGCCCUUAUAGAAGAAAUUAAUUUGCAGUAUUGUGUGUAAUAUUAUUUAUUAAAUGUAUUUGUGUCGAA
Molecule: messenger RNA, 5607 nt
Organism: Cydia splendana
Lineage: Eukaryota; Metazoa; Arthropoda; Insecta; Lepidoptera; Tortricidae
Gene: Snrk
Product: SNF-related serine/threonine-protein kinase
Exons: 9
Coding region: 269-2224 (651 amino acids)
Biological process (GO): intracellular signal transduction; protein phosphorylation
Cellular component (GO): cytoplasm
Molecular function (GO): protein serine/threonine kinase activity; ATP binding
Source: RefSeq, a predicted model, not a curated record